Messenger RNA from Ochlerotatus camptorhynchus, 3107 nucleotides. RefSeq names its product elongation factor-like GTPase 1. NCBI's taxonomy places the organism in Eukaryota, Metazoa, Arthropoda, Insecta, Diptera, Culicidae. Bases 78 to 3044 code for a protein of 988 amino acids. Gene Ontology annotation, cellular component: cytosol; ribonucleoprotein complex. The transcript is spliced from 2 exons. Gene Ontology annotation, molecular function: ribosome binding; GTPase activity; GTP binding. The record is from RefSeq and is a predicted model, not a curated record. Gene Ontology annotation, biological process: cytosolic ribosome assembly.
UACUUGACACGUGCGUUGAUAUUAUCCGCGAAUUUACGAGCGUAGACGUCCCUGAGUGGUCUCCCCAUAAAAUCACCAUGGUCCGCGUGGACUUUUCCCAGCUGGUAGGACUGCAGUCGCAGCCGGAGUGUAUCCGAAAUAUUUGCAUCCUAGCGCACGUAGAUCAUGGUAAGACGACGCUGGCCGAUUCGCUCAUUGCCAGCAAUGGAAUCAUCUCGCAUCGAUUGGCCGGAAAGCUGCGCUACAUGGACAGCCGGCCGGACGAACAGGAACGACAAAUCACGAUGAAAAGCAGUAGCAUAGCAUUGUACUACGAGGGUCAUCUGGUGAACUUGAUCGAUUCGCCCGGGCAUGUGGAUUUUUCCAGCGAAGUUUCCACGGCGGUAAGGCUCUGUGAUGGAGCGAUCGUGGUGGUGGAUGUUGUGGAAGGCGUUUGUCCCCAGACUAGGAUAUGCCUGAAGCAGGCUUAUAGUGAGAAUUUGAGAACGGUGCUUCUACUGAACAAGGUGGAUCGAUUGGUGCUGGAGAAGAAGAUGGACCCGUUGGAGGCGUACAAACACUUGUCACAGGUUCUCGAACAGGUAAAUGCCGUGGUUGGGAACAUAUUUGCGUCCGAUGUACUAGCUAAGGAGGAUUUGAGUUCGAAACAUCAGGUGUCGGCUCUGGAGGAAACGGAUGAUUCGCGAAUAUACUACACGCCAGCAAACGGGAAUGUUCUGUUUGGGUCAGCGCUGGAUGGAUGGGGAUUCACGUUGAAGGUGUUCGCCAAACUGUAUCAUGAGAAACUUGGAGUUCCGUUGGCCGAACUGGAGAAUGCGAUGUGGGGCGAUUAUUUCUACAGCCCCAAGAAGAAAAGCAUCGAAAAGGGGGCAUUUGAAAAAGGUCGAAAGCCACUGUUUGUCCAGCUGGUUUUGGAUAAUCUGUGGAACGUGUACGACUUGGUGGAGAAUAGGGACGUUGAAAAGCUAAAAACGAUUUCGGAGAAGCUGGGUGUUGCUCAGACGGCUCGUGAUUUGAAGCAUGCCGACAUUAGAAUUCCAAUUCGAAACAUGCUAUCUCAAUGGCUACCGAUGGAGCGAUCACUGUUGGACCUGGUCGUGAACAUUGUGCCGAAUCCCCGGAUGAUUCCGGAAUCGAAAGCGGAGAAGUUACUUUGUUCGAGAAUGGAAGAUUUCCGGGCAUUCCCAGAACGAACGCAAAGGCUCCAAGAGGAUAUUCGAAAAUGCGACUCGAAGAGCGAAACGUUGAUCGUGUUCAUUUCUAAAAUGUUCCCCGUCGAUCGAAAAUCACUGCCUCGGUUGGUUGGUGAAAGCUUUUCGAAAAUGAACCUAGAUGAUGGUCCGGAAGGGAAUCAAGAACCGACUGUGGCAGAUUCUUGUGAUGAAGCUUUCCUAGCAUUUGCACGGGUUUACAGCGGAACGCUCAGGCGAGGGGACAAUGUGUACGUGAUUGGACCGAAACACGAUCCUAGGAACUUGCUUACGGAAGGAUACGAUCUGGAAGCAUCACCGCAUAUAGCUCAGGUUCAAGUGGAUCACCUGUUUAUGCUGAUGGGUCGCCAUAUGGAGCCGAUAGAAUCCGUCCCAGCGGGAAGCAUUGCAGGAAUUGCUGGCCUCCAGAACCACGUGCUUAAAACGGCAACCCUAAGUAACACACCGUACUGUCCACCGUUUGUAGACCUGCCAGCGAUAGCGACUCCAAUCCUCCGGGUAGCCGUCGAACCGAAGGAUAUCCAAAAUAUGCCGAAAUUGGUACGGGGAUUGAAGCUUCUCAAUCAAGCGGAUGCCUGCGUUCAAGUCCGCAUCCAGGAAAGCGGUGAACACGUUAUCCUAACCUUAGGCGAGGUACAUCUGGAACGAUGCAUCAAAGACCUUCAGGAAUCGUACGCUAAAAUCAAGCUGAACGUGUCAAAACCGAUUGUACCGUUCAAGGAGACGAUUGUGAAAUUCGUUCCUACUUCCGAAGAUAAUCCGGAAGAGGAAGCAGCCAAAGAACGGGAACGGGACAAAACGGUUACCAUCUACACGCCAAACAAACAGAGCUAUAUUAAACUACUUGCAAUUCCUUUGCCAUCCGAAGCCGUUGAACUGCUAGAGCGAAGCAAUCCAAUUCUGAAAGCUCUAGCAAAGGCACAGGAAGCGAAGGAAAUUUCCAACUACCUUAAGGAAUCCUUGCUAGACUUAAAAACCAAACUGAGUAAAAUGUUCGCCGAAAGCGAAACCGAAGAGCUGGACGCCUCAACCGUGGACAAAAUUUGGAGCUUCGGGCCGAAGAAAUGCGGAACCAACAUCCUUCUGAACUGUUCCUCCUUCAAGCACCCACCGGCGUGGCACUUGAGACAAAUCUCCACCGAAACGGACCCAGCCGCAAUCGACAUCCGGUACAAUUUGGAAUCGUCCUUCGUCAACGGAUUCCAGCUGGCCAGUCUAGCUGGGCCCCUGGCCGACGAACCGAUGCAGGGUGUCUGCUUCCUCGUUUUGGAAUGGAACGUCGUCCCGUCGAAUGGGGCCACCGACGAACCCAGUGCCGCUGUAGUAUCCCACGGACCCCUAUCGGGUCAAAUCAUGUCCAUCGUCAAGGAUGGAUGCAAGAAAGCCUUCCAGAACCAACCGCAACGGUUGGUGCAUCCGAUGUACAGCUGUAACAUCACGGUCAAUUCGGAUGUUCUGGGCAAGCUGUACGCCGUGAUCGGCCGGCGGCAGGGACGGAUCCUGUCGGCCGAUCUGAUCGAGGGCAGUGGACAGUUCGAUGUGAGUGCCGUGAUUCCCGUUAUAGAAUCGUUCAACUUUUCCACGGAGAUCCGCAAGCAGACGUCCGGACUGGCCAUGCCGCAGUUGGUGUUUAGCCAUUGGGAGAUUGUCGACAUCGAUCCGUACUGGGUGCCGACGACGGAGGAAGAAUACGAACAGUACGGCGAGAAGGCCGACUUCACCAACAUUGCCAAGGUUUACAUGGAUUCGAUUCGGGAACGGAAGGGACUACCAGUGGAGAAGAAAACCGUCGAACAUGCGGAGAAGCAACGGACGCUUUCGAAAAAUAAGUGAUUAGUUUUUAACUUUGAAACAACGCACUCUGUAAAGUAUUUUUCUAAUGGUUAAUCUGUUAAA